This is a messenger RNA of Gastrolobium bilobum, 3867 nucleotides long. RefSeq lists its product as uncharacterized. The record is from RefSeq and is a predicted model, not a curated record. The transcript has 7 exons. Lineage: Eukaryota; Viridiplantae; Streptophyta; Magnoliopsida; Fabales; Fabaceae. Bases 1 to 3867 code for a protein of 1288 amino acids.
AUGAAAGAGAUAUUUGAUCUAGAUGCUAGGGAUGUAACAAACUUGCAGGAUCUUCAUUUAGAAGCACUCCCGAAAUUGGAGCAUGUAUGGAAAAGGAAUGAAGAUCAAGGAAGGAUUCCUAACUUGGAAAAGCUACGAAAGCUAUCGGUUCAUUAUUGUGAAAGCUUAGAAUAUAUAUUUCCAUUUUCUGAAGUCAUGUGUCUUCCCAGUCUUGAAACCCUUGUGGUACGGAUGUGCUUUAAAUUGAGGGAAAUUGUUACUAAGGGAAGAAGCUCUAAACCAUCAUUUGUGUUUCCGAAGCUAACCACUAUCAAAUUUUCAGCACUACGAAGGCUCAUGAGUUUCUACCCAGGAGAUUAUGAAGUGAGUUGUCCAGAAUUGAGCGACUUGUCUAUUGAACGCUGUUUCAGGCUGAAACCAUUCAGAAAAGAUACCGCAAAUGCACAAACAGUCCUUUUUCGUAAUGAGGUAAUCAACAAUUUGAAGUCCAUGCAAAUUGAGUCGUGGCAUGCAAAUUACAUGGGGAAAGCGAACUACCGAAGGAACAAGUUAGAAGAGCUUUGCUUAUCUAGAUUAGUGAAUACUGAGAUUCUAUAUUCUUUCCUUGAUAGCAAUCCUAAUCUCCAAAGCUUGUCACUGAUUGCUUGCUCCUUUAAAGAGGUGGUGCCUCCCAGCAGAUCUCCUGGAAUUCAAAACUUGUUGGGGCUUGUUCCAAAGCUUAAAAGCUUGAAGUUAAUAGAUUUACCCAAGCUAGUGGAGAUAGGCUUUGAACGAGACAUAGUUCUACUUGAGAAGAUAGAGUCCUUGGUUUUAGAGACAUGUCCUUGUUUGGAGAGUAUUAUCUCUUCCUCGGUAUCUUUCACUCAUUUGACAAAUCUGGAAGUGGUUAAUUGUAAUGGAUUAAAAUAUUUAAUGCCACCAUUAACUGCGAAAAGCUUGAUUCACCUCACCACCAUAAAGGUAAUCAAAUGUGAAUCUCUGAAAGAAAUUGUAUCAGAGCAAGGAAGUGAAGAAGAUGGAAACAAAGAUGAUAAUAUUUUUUUCAGACAAUUGAAAGCUCUAGAACUUGUGUCCCUGAAGAGCAUAGAAAGUUUUUGCAGCUCUAAGAGUUAUGUCUUCGAGUUCCCAUUAUUGGAGAACUUAGUAGUGAGUGCAUGCCCCAAAAUGAAGAAUUUCUCUGAAGAAGUCAAGUGUACAUCAAUUUUGCAAAAAAUAUAUGUCGUACAUGAACAACAAAAGAGGUGUUCCUGGCAUGGUAAUCUAAAACAUACUAUACAAAAAGUGUCCGAGGAAAAGAAGUAUUUUGAAGGCAUGGAGGAGAUGAGUUAUUCCGAGUAUCUUGAGCUACAACAAGCAGCCUGGCAUGUUGGAGUUGGUCUGCAAAAGAAUUGGUUUUACAGUUUGAAAACUUUGAAGCUGGUCAAGUGUGAUGAUAUUCAACCAUAUGCAAUCCCAUCCUAUAUUCUUCCUUAUUUAAGUAACUUAAAUGAAUUGGAAGUACGGGAUUGCAAGAAAGUGAAGGUAAUUUUUGAGAUGAAUGACUCUGAGAUUAUGGAAGCAGGAUCCCAAUUGAAGAAAUUGACUUUAGAAAAGCUGUCGGAGCUGAAGCAGGUGUGGAACAUGCAUCAUCAAGGAAUUCUCCGACGGUUUCAUGAAAAUUUGCAACAAGUCUCUGUCUCUUAUUGCAACAAUCUGAAAACUCUGUUUCCUUUGGCCCUGGCCAAAAAUCUUAAGAAGCUCGAGGAACUCAAAAUACGUUCUUGUAUUAAAUUGCCAGAAAUUGUUAAAAAGGAAAAAACACCAACAGAAAAGUUUGUGUUCCCUUGUUUAACCAUGUUGAAUCUUUUUCACUUGCCAGAACUCAGUUGCUUUUACCAUAAAACAUUAACUCUGGAAUGCCCCGCGUUAAAUCAUUUAUCUGUGAAGGAUUGCGGUAAGUUGGAGCUAUUUCAAAGUGUACAUCCCGAGGAUGAGGGUGAAAGUAGUAGUGUUUCAAAUAACAGAGGAUUCCUUUUCUCGGAUAUAAAGGCUAUUUCUAACCUGGAGAAAUUGAAGCUCUGUGGGAAACGCACUUUGGAGUUAUUAAGGUCAAGGUCAACGGAAGCCCUCAUAUAUUUAAAUGAACUUGAGGUGGGAUUUGAUGAGAAUGAGCCGCCUACUUUUCCCUUAGAAAUACUCCAUAAAGCACCCGAUUUAGAACGUAUGCAAUUUUCGAAUUGCAAUAUUGUGGAGGAAUUCCUCACUCCAGACCCCGAAAUAGUUGAACACGGGAUGCUUGGACACUUGAUAAUGUUGCAACUGUACAGAGUAUCUAAUCUCCACUCAAUCGGGUCAGAGAAGUCAUCAUGGUUAAACACAAUCCGUGAUCGGCUCAACAAAUUAUAUGUUUCCGAUUGUCCCCACUUGACAGAAAUAGUACAUUCUGCAGUAUCUUUCUCCAAUCUAAAAGAAUUGUUUAUAUGGAGAUGUCAUGAAUUGAAGUAUUUGUUCCCACCCGCAACAGCAGAAAAGUUAAGGAACCUUGAAGUGAUGAGAGUCUUGGAAUGUAAAUCAAUUAAAGUAGUGGUGGCAAAAGAGGGAGAUCAAACAACUUCAGGAUCAAUUAAAUUUGAGCGGCUUUGCUCGAUAGAGCUUAAUUCUUUAUCAAGCCUGGAAUGCUUUUAUUCAGGGAAUGACACUUUGGUGUUACCCUCUCUGAUAGUAGUGAACAUUCGGCAGUGCCUCAAGAUGGAAUCUUUCUCUCAUGGAUCGACGAAUGCGGAAUCUUUUAGAGGAAUUUUUUCGUCCGUCUUACAUGAAGAAUUGGUCCUCCACGAAGAUCUUAACGGCUCAGUAAAAAGGGUGCUUCUACAACGGGAUCAUUUAGUUCUCGGGGAUUCUCCACUGUUGGAAAAGAUAUGGUGCAAGUUGGAGCCAGACGUCCCACAUUGGUAUUUCUGCAACUUAAAGUCAUUGGUCGUGGAAGGGUGUGACUUUUUAUCAAAUGCGAUCCUACCUUCUCAUUUACUUCGUUCCCUAAGUAACUUGGAAGAGUUGCAAGUGCGAAAUUGUAAUUCUGUUGAGGCAAUAUUUGGUGCUAUGGUUAAUAUGACACCUGCUUCUGACCCCCUCUCCUUUGGCUUAAAGAAACUGAUUUUGAAGCAGUUGCAAAGUCUAAAAGAUAUUUGGGAUAAGGAUACUCAAGGAAGACUCAGCUUUCCAUUUCUAGAAGAAGUUCUGGUUGAUGGAUGUAACAGUAUAGAAUAUUUGUUUCCAGCAUCAGUAGCCAAAGAUACACUGCAAAAGCUUGAUGUGAAAAGCUGUGAGGGGUUAGUGUUAAUUUCUGCAAAGGAUAAAGCAACCACAGAAGAAGCAGAAAAAGAACUUUGUAUAUUCCCCAGCUUAAUAUCACUGAGGCUGAGGGAUUUGCCAAAUCUGCAGCAGAUUUAUCCUGGAAUGCACAUUCUAGAAUGUCCUAUGUUAAAAGAAUUAGAUGUUAUCCGAUGUCAAAUGCUGAAGUUUUUUGUGACAAAUUCUCAAACAGAUUCACAUCCAGAGAGUCAAGAUAGUUCUCCAACAGACGAGGAGCAAGCCUUCGUCUCCCUUCAAAAGGUUACUCCCAACUUGGAGAAACUCUGGCGCACAAAGGAAGAUGCCGCGAUGAUUGAGCAACGGAAACUUCAUGUUGACCUCCAGCGUUUAGACUCCCUCCGUUUGGAGGGUUUUCAUGAUGAAUCAGAUGAAUUUCCAUUUGUUUUCUGUUCAAAGGUGCCAUUUCCAAGUAUUAAAAAGCUGUGGGUGGUUGAUAGUGCCUUCAAAGAGAUAUUCCCCAUUACUAAAAUCCUUUCACGGCUUAAAGGAUUGCAGCAUGAGAAUGUGAUUGUUUGA